Lottia gigantea (owl limpet) is the source of this 573-nucleotide messenger RNA. RefSeq lists its product as hypothetical. Lineage: Eukaryota; Metazoa; Mollusca; Gastropoda; Lottiidae. Bases 1 to 573 code for a protein of 190 amino acids. Gene Ontology annotation, molecular function: cytokine activity. The record is from RefSeq and is a predicted model, not a curated record. The transcript has a single exon. Gene Ontology annotation, cellular component: extracellular region.
AUGGUUUUAAUGAAAGUCUUCAUCUGUGCUUUGUUGGUGAACAUGGUAUACUCAUUUACUUUAAUUAAGAAUAUUGAACACAUACUUGAACGCGAAAGAAGAUCUGAUGAAUGUGCAGUACCUAAUAAUAUAGAUGAGUUAUUUACUAAUUUGAAUUCUCAUGUGAACCGUGUUGAGUUCCUCAUUGCAGUAAAUGCUACACAUCAACCGAAUGCACAGGGAUUCAUUCCACCUGCAUUUGGAGAUCAGACAGAUACUGAAUGUCCAAAGGAAUAUACCGGAAAAGAUACCAGUAAUAGUGAAAUAUGGCAAAGAUCAACGUGUCCAUGGUUCUACAGUGAAAGGAAUUACGGAGCUGAGUAUUACCCAAGUAAAGUUUUUAACGCUGCUUGUAAAUGUGUUGAUUGCUUGUAUUCUAAGAAUAAUUUCGAGACUGGGUGUUCCAGAAUCUACAAGAAUAUCAACAUUUUAAAGAAAACAGGCUGUAGUAAUGGCUUUUAUACAUACGAACAAAGAUCUAUAAGUGUAAGUGUUGGAUGCACAUGUGCUAAGUUACAAGCUAAUAUUGGAUAA